AGAAAUAUCAGUCAGCUACUCUUGCUCACUUUCAUGUGCUUCUCUCUUGCUCUCUCCUCAUGAUGCUGCUGCCGUACUUGAAGUGGUUGAGUCUUUAUCGUGUUACCUGCUAAUCGAAUCCCAGAAGAAAUGGCUGAAUAUUCACGUGUAAAAUCAACCAAACUGGUUUUGAAAGGUUCGAAUAAAGGGAAAAAGAAGAAGAACAAAGAUAGGAAGAGAAAAUCCGCAGAUGAUGAGGAUAAACUUGAUAUUAAAGGUGGUUGGUGGGCUGUCAGUAGCUUUGGACAAAUGACAGGUGUAGUUGCCAUAGAGAUGGAGAACAACUCCUACAUCCAUGCUCUGGAUACUGGGCUCUUUACUCUUGGUGCACCACACAAAGAUGAUGAGGGGCCAGACCCACCAGAACAGUUUACUGCCGUCAAGCUCUCAGACUCUCGGAUGGCAUUAAAAUCUGGAUAUGGAAAGUACCUGGGCAUAAACUCUGACAAUUUGGUGGUCGGACGCUCAGAUGCCAUUGGCUCCCGGGAACAGUGGGAGCCGGUCUUUCAGGAUGGAAAAAUGGCCCUAAUGGCAGCAAAUAGCUGUUUCAUCUCCUACAGUGAGGAUGGGGACAUUGUGGCUAAGAGCAAGACAGCAGGGGAUGGUGAGAUGCUCAAGAUUCGAACAAACACAGAACGAGACAUCAAACCCAAAGACGACAUUGCAGACGAGGACAGGGGCAACGUGAAAUCCUGUGAGAUUAACUAUAUAAAGAAGUUUCAGAGUUUUCAAGAUCAGCGGCUCAGAGUUAACGAGGAAGCCCCCUCUUCUCUAAAGAAAGCCAGAACAGAUGGAAAAUUUCACGAAGCUUUGCUUGACAGGAGAAGCAAAAUGAAAGCUGACAGGUACUGCAAAUGAAGACUCAAUGGAUUUCAACCUUUAAUUGUAUAAUUCUUUUAAAUUCUGCGAUUUCAUGUGGUAUCUUUGUUAUUGCAUUUUGAAUAAAUCAAUCACUCUUUCAUAAGCUUUGUUUUCUUUUGUCUAUUGACACAUCACGAUUAUACUUUGUCGUAUGCUAUACCUUUUAGGAAUUUUAGGUACCUACUGAUCUGUUUGUAUGAAAAACCUGAUUGUCAAGAUGUAAUUUAUAGGAUGUAUGCAACACUUGACAGAUGUUCAAUAGGGAGUUGUGCUAGUUCUUGCAUGCUUAUUAAACGGCAUAUUCUCC
This is a messenger RNA of Menidia menidia (Atlantic silverside), 1207 nucleotides long. Lineage: Eukaryota; Metazoa; Chordata; Actinopteri; Atheriniformes; Atherinopsidae. The record is from the annotation of a GenBank genome assembly.